AGAUUGGAGACGAUUUUAUUCAGUUUUGCCCGUUAAAGGGUUAGUAGUAGCUGAAAUGCAGUUCACCUAUAAGAGUAUUUGCUGCCUAAGUAUGUCCUACCUUAAUUUCGAUGCCGGCUACGGCUGAUUGUGAAACGGUGGAGUUCAAAAAUAACAGGCCAGCAAAACUUUUCUGCUAGGAAAAAAGGAAAGUCAGAAGUGCGAGGAAAGCUACCAAGUUCAAGCUACAAAGCUCCAAAGUUGUCUCAUAGCGGGUUGGUCCUAUAUUUUAUCAUUAAAAUGAACAUCAAUAGUUACGCGUUAGUAUUGUGGGAAAAACGAAGAUGAUGACUGAAUAACGUUAGACAUCACCUGGCACUUAUUUCCCCCAACAGAAACGUCUGGCAAUGUUACAUUCGAACAUAACUCAAAGUCAAAACUGCCGAACUAGCAUUUUUCUUGCAUGCUCUGAUCACGGUUACAUUUGCGCCUCGUGGCUCGUCUCGCGUCUCCGCCACAACCCCUAAGCUCGUCGAGCUAAUCAAUUUUGAACACAAGCGGCACGGUAUAAGAUUUGUAACCGAAUGAAAAGCCGAACGCGAAUGUAAACAGAAAGCGCGCGUCUCCCGCGAGCUCCUUUUACACACCUGCCCAAAAAACGCGUUUGUAAACGGUGGGCUCGACUCGCGGCUCAGCUCGCCACUCGCACGCGAAUGUAAAGCGCCAUAACGAAUUUUCUGGGAACCCCCCGUAUCCACGUACAUACGAUGCGAUUGCAUUAAAGCUUGUUCAGAAACCUAGGAUUUUUUCUUUUUAAUGACAUGACCAUUAUAUAAAUGAAGCAAAAACGUUUUCUUAAUAUUUUGUUAAAACAUGUAGCAAGUAUCUAAAUUUGUCACAAUCAAUAGUUGUAGGUAUGAGAAUGAACUGGUAAUUAAACUCAUUUUUAUGAGAUUUUUUUUAUUAUGAAAAUUAUAACUAAUAAUUAAAGUUUCUGAACAACUAUUUUUAAAUUCGACGAAACGUCAAGUGUCAAAAUAAAGUUACGUGCUGUUGGAAGCAAAAAGCCGGUACAAUCGUUUUCUUAAAAUUAUUAAUUAAAAUAACAUAAAAUUUGCUUUAAAAAUGCUUCUCAAGAAACUAUUCACUAUAGUUUUCGUACGCAACGAUACCCAAGUACUAUUAGGCUUGAAGAAACGUGGUUUCGGCGUAAACAAGUGGAACGGUUUUGGCGGUAAAGUCGAGCCCAAUGAAACAAUAGUUGACGCAGCUGUGCGAGAGUUGAAAGAAGAAUGUUGUCUUAUUGUUAAAAAGAGCGAUAUGAAAAAUAUUGGGCACCUAGAAUUCACAUUUGAAGGUGAAUCGACAAUGAUGGACGUGAGAGUAUUUAGUACUACGGUUUACGAAGGUACGCCUACGGAAACAGAAGAAAUGCUACCUAAAUGGUUCAAUAAUGAUGAAAUCCCAUAUAAGGAUAUGUGGCUUGACGAUGAAAUAUGGUACCCAUACAUGUUGAAGGGCAAGCUUUUCUACGGCAGGUUCCAUUAUCAGGGACAUGAAAAAAUUAUAAGUUACAAUGUGGAAGAAUUGAAGUCUAUGGAGGAGUUUUAUGCUAACAGGAAAUAAGUUUCAAGCUGGAAACGUCAGUGGCCGUGUUGAUUAAUGGGUUGUUGAUUCUGACCACUAAGAUUUGAUAUAACUAUAAUUUAAAUGAAAGUAUUACCAUCACAAAAUUGCUUAUAACACAAGUAUUUUCUUUGCUAAUUCUUUUAAUUUUAAUAGCAGCGUUUUACCUUACAAUAAAACGCUUAUUAAGCGAAAUACCUUAUUUGAAGCCUAUUUAAUAUUUGAGAGUGCGAUGCUGUUUGACAGAUGACGUAGCGGUUCACUAUAGGCUGACACCUACC
Molecule: messenger RNA, 1886 nt
Organism: Cydia pomonella (codling moth)
Lineage: Eukaryota; Metazoa; Arthropoda; Insecta; Lepidoptera; Tortricidae
Product: oxidized purine nucleoside triphosphate hydrolase-like
Exons: 1
Coding region: 1105-1605 (166 amino acids)
Biological process (GO): DNA protection
Molecular function (GO): 8-oxo-7,8-dihydroguanosine triphosphate pyrophosphatase activity
Source: RefSeq, a predicted model, not a curated record